Messenger RNA from Entelurus aequoreus (snake pipefish), 3184 nucleotides. It is a transcript of the gene pusl1, whose product is annotated as pseudouridine synthase like 1. The record is from RefSeq and is a predicted model, not a curated record. The transcript is spliced from 8 exons. The coding region runs from base 1 to 873 and encodes 290 amino acids. Gene Ontology annotation, biological process: tRNA pseudouridine synthesis. Gene Ontology annotation, molecular function: pseudouridine synthase activity; RNA binding. NCBI's taxonomy places the organism in Eukaryota, Metazoa, Chordata, Actinopteri, Syngnathiformes, Syngnathidae.
AUGACACUUUGGAUCACCUUGGAUGUGCUGUGGGCAAGACGGUGCAGUCAAAGUACCUGCGACACAGACCUGGGUCAAAGAGUCCAAGAUCACAUUGAGGAUGCCAUAGAGAGGCUGAAGCCACUCCACCCAGUACGACUCUACAUCUCCAGCAGGACAGAUUCAGGCGUCCACGCCCUCUCCAACUCCGCCCACUUUGAUUUUCAACGCAAAAACGAUAAGCCGCCAUUUACCGAAGAUGUCCUUGUCAAGGCUCUCAAUUUAAAGCUGGACAGGGAGCACAUCAGCAUCAACCAAGCCUAUCGAGUGGCAGCUGACUUCAGCGCCCGUUACCGCGCACUUUCCCGCACUUACGUCUAUCGCAUGGCCCUAGGUUGUCAAAUUCCCCUUGUGGAGCGCAACAUGUGCUGGAAUCUCCACCACACGGAGCUGGAUGUCGGAGCCAUGAGGGAGGCGGCCGCCAUGUUGGUCGGGACUCACGACUUCAGCAGCUUCAGGGCCAACAACUCCGACAUAGUUUAUAAAAACCCUGUGAAGACGCUGGAAGUGGUCAGGAUAGACCCCGGGAGGGCCUUCGUCUGCGAGCAUUUCCACAGACACAUUCCAGUGUGGGAGCUGACCUUUCAAAGCCAGUCCUUUCUGUAUAAGCAGGUGCGUCGAAUGACCGGUGCUCUGGUGGCCGUGGGCCAGGGGAGACUCACUCUUCCCAAACUGAAAGAGAUGAUGGAGGCACGCCACUCUCUGGCCUAUCCUUCCAACAUGACUGCUCCACCUCAGGGCCUCUUCCUCACCAGGGUCAACUACAAAGAGUCCGAUCUCCUCCCGUCCCCACAAAGGUCCACUCAUCCUUCCACAGGAGUCUCAGAUGAGUAACAAUGUCAUUCCUUCAAGUGUAUACGCCACUUUAUUGGUUAAUACCGCAUGUGUUUCAGGACACAGAUAAACAUGUUUCAUUGCUACUAAAAUCAUACACGAGUGCAUCCUAGCUACACGUACAGGUGUGUCUUGUCAUACCAAAACAAGGAGUGUAACACUAGCAAAGGUUUGUCUACCAUGAAGAAAGUUGUUCACAAAGUAUACAUGCCAAUAAAACUGCAUACUUUCCUCACCUAAAAAGAGUUCACAGAUAAUCCUGCUAGCGUAAACAGUGGAUAGAAUAAAAGCAGACCACCACCAUGGUCACAUGAGGUUUGUUGAAGGUUCACUCACACCCGCAACUCUUUUAAGUCACCCACUUUGAACAAUUGAUGUCCAUUAAAGUUGAAUGUGGGUCUUAUUUUGCACUUCUCAGAAGUGACCCUAUGGAUAAAUCAAUCACACUUUGUAUCAUUUCAAAGGCCGACACGUCACCUUUUGUUACGACCGUAUGGUACAUCCCUCAACUCAGCAUUGGGCUCAAGAGAAUUCCUUAUUGAAAACAUCAAGUCCUAUUCAGCCCGAUAUUUGAGAUCAUCAAUAAGAAAAAUCAUAUGUAUAAAUAAUGCACUUGAGCGGUGUAUUUAUCUCUCACAAUGGUCAAGAAGUGUGUCGUUUUUGCGUGAAUAAGAAAAGUCCAACCCUGGUUGAGGAGAGAAAACAAAUCAGACCUGAAUGCUCCAAAGCUUUAUGUGCAAAAUGUUUCAAAGCUAAAAGCUAGCAUAAAGUGAUGGAGACAGAAAUGUGAUCUCUAUCGGCAGCCUUUUUGGCAAGAGGCUAUGCACCCUGAAUCUAGUGUGGUGUGAGCACAGGUGUACGAGCAGCAGCAUACCCAACUUCACCCUUCCUACUGUGGCCCUGGGAGGGAAGAUACAUUCACUCCAAAGGAACCGCCGUGUCUAAUUGCUUUUUUUUUGGAUGGGGGAAUCUUGACGUUUACAAAAUACAUCACUUUUUAAGCAUUACAACUUUAUUCCAAGAUGUAAAAAGAGUGAAAUGGGGUAUGUUUCACACACCAAACACCUGUAGCCUCAAGUCCCUGUCAUGUGUGAACGUGCAGAAACUAAAAGAGAAACCUAAAACAUAGUAGAAAUGUACAUCACUUUCUUUAUUUUAGCCGGCGAUCUUCUCUAUUUCGUCCAGGUCAUCAGUGUCCAGCUUUUCAAUUUUCUUAUCUGCAAAGACAAAGUGCAGGGUUAGUGGUGUCCUUUGUUUGCUAUCACACAAAAUGCAACAUGACAGGUCGUAUUCGCCUGAGGCUCCAAGUGGUGGUCAAGGGAGUGUCGUAGUGUUCAAGGCACAAUUUAGCCUUUCUCCAAGAAAAAUGCCCUAUGCUUGCAUUGUUUCAGGCUGUUGGAACCGUUCAAAUGGCCAAAAGGAUAAACGUUUCUUCAGAGUUCCUCGGAAGAGUGCAAGAUUUGACCAAAAAAGUAAAGUAGGACGCAUUCCAGUCCAAGGGAGCAGAGUGGAAGAACGCAGAAGUUUGCAGUGAUUACUUUGUUUGAUAUCAUUGUAACGUUUAUUAUUUCGACAUUAUUUGCGUUUUAUAUUGUCUAGGAGUCCUUGAAACCUGUUAAAAAAUGUUUCAUAAACUCGCCAAGUCUCUAUUAAAUGAAUCAAAUAUGAGUAGAACCUAAAAGAGUAAGAGAGGAACGGCACUUUUUUUUUUUGUAAUCAUUCACAAUCAUGAGAUAAGAACACACCCCUUUUUUUUUCCUUUCUUAAUGAUAAAAAAAACGCUUGGAAGAUGCAGCUAAUUGGAAUGUAGUAAGAGACACCUUUAUAACAAUAUGUAAUAUGUACACUGCAAGUAUAUAUAUUAUGUAAUAAUAGACACCUUCAUAACAAUAUGUAAUAUGUACAAUAAACACACUGCAAGUAUAUAUAUAAUGUAGUAACAGACACCUUCAUAACAAUAUGUAAUAUGUACAAUAAACACACUGCAAGUAUAUAUAUAAUGUAGUAACAGACACCUUCAUAACAAGAUGUAAUAUGUACAAUAUACACACUGCAAGUAUAUAUAAUGUAAUAAGACACCUUUAUAACAAUAUGUAAUAUGUACAAUAAACACACUGCAAGUAUAUAUAUAAUGUAGUAACAGACACCUUCAUAACAAGAUGUAAUAUGUACAAUAUACACACUGCAAGUAUAUAUAUAAUGUAGUAACAGACACCUUCAUAACAAGAUGUAAUAUGUACAAUAUACAAACUGCAAGUAUAUAUACAUAUAUAUAAUGUAGUAACAGACACCUUCAUAACAAGAUGUAAUA